AGUCAACAGGUUGUAUAUAAGGAACUUUAAACGGGAGUGCCCGUGCAGUGCAACUAUUACUACUACUUAAACGGUGUGGCCGUGGUCUGUCAUCAGGAAUCAUCGUCCAGGUUUGAGAUGGACAAGAUUUACAGUUUGCUGGAGAAGCACAGGCUGGAAUCCUACUAUUCAUCAUUUCAAAAAUUAGGAGUGAAAGAUGAACAAGAUUUUAUUGACAGUGUCACUGAAGAAGACCUGACCAGCCUUGGGCUGACUCAUGUGGAGAAGAAUCGUUUCAGAGAGAUGCAGAGGUUCAUUGGCAGACUCAGAGCUCCUGUACCAGAUACAUCUUUACGUGUGCACAAGUCCAUGAAAGCAUUCUCUUUAAAGUACACUUAUCCCUUGUGUCCAGAGAUAAAGAUCAUCUCAGAUAUGGAUCCUGCUCAGAACACAGUGGAAGAUCUGAUGCUGAGGAUUGGGCAUGCAGAGAAUAUUGGUUCUUCUAAAGGAGUCUGCCUCUACACAGUGGAUGGAAUGCCCCUGACUGACGACCCCUUUUUCAACACAUGGUCUUUGGAGGACAGACAUAUCAAGGGUGGAGAUGUCAUCUAUGCCAUAUUUACUUCCAAAGAAAAUCUACUGACAUCAACAAAAAGUUUGAAGAGUCCGGACCAAGUGUUGGGAACUGAUACUGUCCGCUGUCAUGUUAUGCUAAAGGGAGACUUUGAAGUUAAUGUGGAUUUGGCAUCUGACACAGUUGCAAACCUGAAGAACAAGCUUAGUGGGAUAAGUGGAAUUCCAAGUAAUGUUCUUCAUUACAGGGGUGACAAUGGCUCUGGCAGUACUCUGUUUGGACUUGGCAUCACAGAGGGGGCAACACUGAAUUUCUCUCUGUCCUCCUUUACUGAGGAUCCCCUGGAGCCAAAUACAUUAUUUUUAAAUGACAUUACACCCUCGGUUCAGCAAACCAAAAAAGGAAUCAGUGUUUUCUUUGCUUCUCUUUAUGUCAUUAAAAAUAAUGCUCCUGUUGUCCAACAUGGCGACCUCAUUGGCUACAUUCGAAAGGUGACUGGAUGCAACCCCCUUGCCCAAAGUCUGCAUCAGAUUCUGCAGAAGAAUCAAAGUUUGUCCAGGUCUCAAAAGAUUGCAGUGAUUGAAGGCUUGUACACACUGUUUCGGGAGAUCCUCCCAAAACUGGAAUCCUGUGAUGGAGGCAGGAUCAUAGAGGACCAAGAAGUCUUUGAGCAUUCACUGUUCUGCUGGUCUUAUAUUAUGUCAGAAACCAAGAAAGGUCACUCUCAUCAUGAAAUCUAUGCACCAGUGUCACUAUUUUCGGAGAAUGGCAGGCAUUUCUGUGAACCAGUCACUGUACCUGGGCUGCCAGGGACCAUGGAGAGGGCAGAUGUACUGCAAAUAAUCAGAGACAAUGAAACUAUCCCACUCUGCACUGAGCAGGUACUGAUGUCCACCUCACUGAAGAGAUGCACUGACAUUGAGAAAAUCCUGCUCAGUGUUCAUCCAUCAAUACGAACAUAUCACUUGUGGAUUUCUCAUGACAGUGUGUCUGGUCAGAACUUUCAGCUGGAAGCAAAAAAGACUCUUGAAGUUAUGACUGAGGAAAUGAAGGCUUUUCCGUUGCUCCAUGUGACUCCUCCACUUCUGCUGAAGGAUCUGGGACAACAAGAUACACGCUUGGUGUACCUUAGCAAAGAUAACCUUGGUGUUUAUUUGCACAAAGACAAGUUGAAGCCUGAAAUAAUAACUGUGUAUGAUUGUCUGUCUGGCAAAACACAAAAUGUGGAUGUAGAUGUUUUGGCUGCACAAUCUGGAGAUCACAGAAAAGAUCAAUCUCUGGCCACAAUCAGAAUCCCAAAAGAAGCUAUUUUGGUGCUAAUAGAUACAAGCUCAUCUAUGAAUGAGAAGUGCUAUGGAAGUGUGGAUAUCCAAAAGAUUCAUGCUGUCAAAGAACUCUUCAAUAACUUUGCCAAUCGGAGCAUGGCGUAUGAUUUCCAUCACAUCAUUGGCCUUGUGAAAUUUGAUUCUGCAGUGAAAACUCUUCAGACCUUCACAGAAACACUUGAAACAUUUAAGGAUAGUGUUCAGAAUCUUCAGCCAAGUGGACGCACACUGCUUUAUGAUGCUCUUGAGCAUGGGAGACUCGAGUUAGAAAAAGUCAAGGCAAAAUUUCCAGAUUGUGUCCUGCGCAUUCUGUGCCUCACAGACGGGAAUGAUGUUGGAUCCAAAUAUAAGCCAGAUGAUGUUGCUGUCAGUCUGAUCAAAUGUGACAUCACUCUGGAUUCAGUUCUUCUUGGAAAAGUAGAGAACCAUAUGCUUCACGGAAUCAGCAUUGCAACUGGUGGCUGUUGUUUUAAACCUGACACAAGCAAAGAUGGUCUCAAAUUAUUUGAGACAGAAACUGUUCUGUCUUAUAGCAUUCGAAAGAUGAAGAACAAAGCAGAUAUCACCUCUGUUACCAUGGAUUUUCUAAAAGGACUUUUUGCAGUUCGUGGAUAUGAUGGCAUCCCAGAGGCUGUUCUGCCCAGUGAGGUGACCAAUAAAGUCACUGUGACAGAAGAUGCACUGAAAAAGAAAAUUCAUGAGGCCAAAGAUGGACGUUUCAUGGAGAGGGACAGAAGGAUCUUGGAGGAGCUGAAGAACCUGCAUUGUCAUCCACAUCCUUUCUUUCAAAUCUUCCCAUCAGAAACAGACUUUACAUUUUGGAAACUUCUUAUGGAAGGCCCUCCGGAUACACCUUAUGAGACUGGAGUGUUUGAGCUCUUCUGUCAAUUUGGUCCUGACUACCCAGUGAAACCACCAACAGUCCGCUUCAUCACUUCUAUAUAUCACUGCAAUAUCAACAAUGUGGGUCGCAUUUGCCACAACAUAUUUGACCGUGGAUACAACGCACACAUCACGAUGAGAGAGAUCCUUAAUGCUGUUUACGGACUGUUGAUUGCUCCAGAACCUCAAGAUCCACUGGACAGCAUAUUGGCUGAGGAGUACCUGACAAGUCCCAAGAAGUAUGACGAAGAAGCCAAAAAACACACUCAAAAGAGUGCUGGGAAAUCACUGGAUGAAAUGGAAAAGACAUUGGUUGAAACUGUGAAGCCUUUACCAGAAAAACUCACCUGUCCACUCACCAAGAAACUCUAUGUUGAUCCAGUGAUAACAAAAUAUAAAGAUGUUUAUGAACGGAAAGCAAUUGAAAAACAUCUUAAAAAGUCGAGAUUUGAUCCACUUGACAAGUCUCAAAAGCUGCUGAGAAGGACUGACUGGAAACCCUGUCCUCACAUGAAAGCCAUGGUAACUGAAUAUCGUGAGAGUCAAAUUUUGGAAACUAGCUUGUAGGAACAAAAGACUGCAUGUUUUAUCUUCUAUUAGAGUUAGUUUGUAUUCCUUAUUUUUUUAUAAACUCUUUGUAGCUUUCAGAUUUAUUUUACUUAGAAAUUAUAUAGCCAACUUGAUACCUUACUAAUUUGGUUUGUUUAACCUUACAAUAUUGUAUGCCUUGUGGAUCAUUUUUGUGACAUGAUUAGGAAUAAGGCUUUUAUCUUAUCUUUUAUCCUACAGCCUACAUAAUAGAAAUAUGUUUUCCAUGCUUAUGAAUGUCAUUUUAGCAUGGGAGCAUCAACGGGUUUAGUCCCACAUGCUACCAUGCACUAAAUAUUUAAAUGAAAGGGUUGGAUUUUUUUAUAUUGAUGCUUUGCAGCUGAUUUCAUCAACAUUCCCUGGUGGUGUGAUGUGACCUCUAGGCUCUAGUCUGUCUGAGGCUUUAUUAGACUUUAAUCUGAUGUUUAUUUUAACACAAUCUGACCAGAACGAAUUUACUUAUGCUGUUAAAGUCGUUCACACAUAAAAUUAGUCACAAACUAGUCAACAGUUUUUUAAUUACUCACACUCACCAUUUUUGGUGAGUAGGGCCAUUUGUAUUGAUCACAGCCUGCUGAAAAUGUCGUUGCUCUGCUUAGAAUGUUCUACAGAAUGACAUUAAAUUGAUCUACCUUACAUUUAUUCAAUUACAGGUGGCUUUAUAGCUCAAAAAUACCUAGAAAAACAGGCAUUCUGAUUAUGAGCGAUGUUGCCUCUCCACAUAUCUGACCUGUAGCUUAGUCUGAUUUGGUUUACAUGAACAUUGAAAGGUUUAAUGCCAUACUGCAAAGGAUUCCGGACAAAACAAUAACAUCUCUAUGAAAAAAACAAAACUUUUGACAGACCCUCCACUAGAAAAGUUCCACAAUACACCUUUAAAUCAAUUUUGGAUUUUUCGUGAGUUUUCAUAGAAUCUCAAAGCGUUCUUGACUGUUUGCAAAUGUGUGCAUUGUCUCACCAUGGUAACUCCUAAACGUUCCACCAUUAGAGGUACAUGUAGAACACUCCCAGCAUGAUGUCACUGCAAAGAUGAAUAAAUUGUUUAUGUAAUGUA
Boleophthalmus pectinirostris (great blue-spotted mudskipper) is the source of this 4402-nucleotide messenger RNA. RefSeq lists its product as uncharacterized. The transcript is spliced from 25 exons. The record is from RefSeq and is a predicted model, not a curated record. Gene Ontology annotation, biological process: protein polyubiquitination. The coding region runs from base 118 to 3327 and encodes 1069 amino acids. Gene Ontology annotation, molecular function: ubiquitin conjugating enzyme activity. Gene Ontology annotation, cellular component: nucleus. NCBI's taxonomy places the organism in Eukaryota, Metazoa, Chordata, Actinopteri, Gobiiformes, Gobiidae.